GCAGAACGUACCCUUCCCGUGCAACAGUCGUGGCGAGGAGUGCAUGGACUACACAGGACCAGGACAUCGCUUCGCGGAGACCAACCCGGACAACGUUGGAGGUCUGCCACUGUGUACCUUCUACUACUCCUGCAUCAACGGCGCCUACAUCCCCCAUCAGAAGUGUAACGAAGGUUUGGUGUACUCAGAGGACCAACAGCGUUGUCUGCCAAGGAGUGAAGUCCCUCCCCCCUGUGGUACUCUUGACCCAUCCCAAUGAUCCAGCCCCAGGUUGACAGUUUCGGAAAGACCGAUUACAGCCGAUGGCCCUUCACCAACAGCCGAAGCGGACGCCAGAACUCCCGCGGACGUGGGGGCGCGCCUUUGACCAACUUCAACCCCAACGACUUCGGCCACUAAAGAUUGAGAUCAACUACUCUAAG
Molecule: messenger RNA, 422 nt
Organism: Aplysia californica (California sea hare)
Lineage: Eukaryota; Metazoa; Mollusca; Gastropoda; Aplysiida; Aplysiidae
Cellular component (GO): extracellular region
Molecular function (GO): chitin binding
Source: RefSeq, a predicted model, not a curated record